UCGGGGCACUCUGCUCUGUGCCACCCUCCGAGCCAGACAGACGGCAGGACGGGCUGACAGCUGCCUCUCAGACCAUCGCACAUUAUGGAGGCUCUCUACAUACAACCCUAUGAAGAAAAAAUGCUGAUUCAGGGGGAGCAGGAUCAGGGAGAAAGUGGAGCACAAGAGGAGGAAGGAAUGGACGCCUCUGAUGUGGAAACAGAUGAGGACUCCGAGCCAGAACCCCCAUUGGUGAUUCGGAGAAAGGUGUCAUUCGCUGAUGCAUUUGGCCUCAACCUGGUAUCAGUUAAGGAGUUUGACAAUGUCGAAGCGACAGAGCCAGAGGUCAGCAAGGCCUUUGAGAGCGAGGCGACCCAUUCCUUAGAGGAAUUCUACAUGACCUGCCUGUUUACAGUCCCCUCAUGCUCUGAUGAGCUGGACCAGAGGCUGCAAGCACAGAUGGUCGAGCUGGAAAGCAUUGAGCUACUUCCGGGAACCUCCACGCUCCGUGGCAUCCUCAGGGUGGUCAACCUCUGCUACAGUAAGUCCGUUUACAUCCGGAUGACGCUUGAUCGCUGGACGAGCUACUUUGACCUGUUGGCAGAAUACAUACCUGGAUCGAGUGAUAGAAAAACAGACAGAUUUACCUUUAAGUAUACCCUGAUUCCUCCCUUUGAGAAAGAGGGGACCAGAGUGGAGUUCUGUCUCCGUUACGAAACGUCAGAGGGAACUUUUUGGGCUAACAACAACCACAUGAACUAUGUGCUGUUCUGCCACCAGAGAGGACAUGCACAGGAGCAGGGGCCUCAAGUGCAAGAGGAGAGUAGCAGCUAUAGGAGCAAGAGGAGCUGUCUCAAAGCUAACCGGAGGGGAAGUACACAGGAAAAGGCCUUGGAGACCAGUUACACAUCAACAGUUAUUGCAGAGGGAGAGGCACAUAAAGCGUGGGAGGCAGAAAUAACGACAAAAGACAGAGCAGAGAUAAAAUCAGCACUCUAUCAUAUGGAACACAGACCUUUGGUGGAUAGCAUAAAAAGUCGACACAAGGCAGCACGCUUGGUACGUGUGCAGGAACGACUCGCUCAGAGGAGAAUACCACAGGCUUGUUCACAUGACUCAACCAAAGGCCAGGAAACAUCUCAGCCAACUCCAUGGGUCAACCCUGCCAGCUUGCUCCAAAAGAACCAGACCCUGCAUGUCCUCACCUACCAUCAGAUUCCUCUGCUGACUCUGGACUGGAACAAUGACAAAAUCCACCCGUGGGGGUCGACUGAUAUGGAUGAUAUCUGGACAGGGAGAGCCAAAGUAUCAGCGGAAAAUAUAGAAGAUGUGCCAUGUGAUAGUGAUACGUGGCAAUCCUUUCGUAAUGGUACAGAUGAUACUGCUGAUAAAGGAUCCUCUGUGUGUGAUGUAUGGCAGGCAUUUCUUAACGGAACGAGCUGUGCAGAUCAUUCUGGUGUUCCAGAGUCAGAGUGGUUGCAGACAGCAACCUCGGUGUCCCCUUCAAAUGAUAAAGAACCCAAAGCCGGAGCAAGCUUGAGCAGUCAAAGGCAUGAAUUUCAGGCGGCGACGGAUCAGUCCACCUACCUAAAUUCACACACCUCAGUUGCACAUCAGCCACUGUCAGACUCUCAAACCUUAUUGUCUUUCACCACCUUGAAGACAGAAGACCACCAGACAGCAGAGGCAUGUGUCAGCAGCCCAAGAAAUGACAACACGGCAGCAGAGAAUGCAUCCCAAAGGUCACAGACAAACUCUGUAACAGACACUCCAAAGGAAUUCAGCCCCAAGGGGGUGAUGACUGUGUCCGAGGGGUCUGUUGACGGUUCAACUGAGUGUCACGAGCAUGUGAUGUGGGAGCGAGAAAGAGGGGGAAUAAUAGAAAGAGCAGAAGGCAUAGGAAGAGAUGCGCCCCUUGCAGAACACGCAGCUGACUUUGUAACAAGCUCAGGGGAGUCAGAGACAACAGGCUUGACAGAAACGCCAGAGUCUCAGAAUGCCAGCGCCGUUGAUAGGAUCUCACAAGGAGCAAGCCUGGAUGUGGGCCUUUCUUCCGACAGGGAAAGCGAGGUUACAGGUACUGCACACAAUGCGAUGGAUGACACGCUGGCAUUUGGGGAGACAAUCAAACAAGGGACAAAGGAUGGGGAGAGGUUUGUCUUUCCCACAUCCAGACACGGAGAGGAGAAAGGGAUCAUGAAUAACUGUACGGCAAAUAGAGUUUCUACCCAGGAGGAGGUAUUUAGGCCACAGAAAACAGACGGGUGUGAAAUCUCCCAGAGGUAUGCAGAUGAAAAGCAUCGUGAGGAAUUCAGGCUGAACCAAAACAGAGAAAAUCCAUUACUGGAAGAUGAAAUAAGACCUGCAGAGUUUCAUUUAGAUGGAUUGGAGCCACGCUCAGUGUGUGAGGAUGACAUCAGGGAAAGCCAAAUGAGAGCAAGGGAAUUCAAAUUAGAGAGCAAAAAGACAGAGGUUCAGAAUUCCUGUGCAACAAGUGGCAAAACAAAGAGGCGAAUGUAUGCAGAUAAGGAGAGUAUUAAGGUAUUAAAUGAGGAAUCAUGCCAACAUAAUGACAAUGCUGUACAAGAGACAAGGCUGAUCCAAGCAAGGGAAGACGUCUGCAAUCAUGAAAACGUAGGACUGAAAUCUGAAAGUGGGGAAUCUGCACAGACAGCAGAACGAAGGGACAUGUUAAAGCCUGUCCAAUAUGAUCGUGAUGCACUAAGAACUUUUCCAGAUAAAUGCAACCAAAAUGCAGCAGAGGUGUUAGAGACAAAAUGGAAUCAUUUACAGGAUGAUAUGAAGGGUCCGAGAGAGGAUAUAGGCAAUGAAACAAGAGCACAAGAAGCUACCAUAAAGGAGACGACUGCAAAGGCCGACAAUCCAACAGAACUUCAACACCAACCUGAGUUAUUAGAAAUAAUAGAGGAAGAUAUGAGUCAGAGAGGCAAAGAUAAGAGAGGGAGCAUUGAGAAGCUGAAAAUAGAAGUGCAGGGGGAGUUGAUGAGUAACGUGGAGAACCCUCGGAGGGAGAGGAAGAAUGCACCAGCCGAAUUGGAAGAACAAGAGCUGUCAGCAGAAGUUGAGGGCUUUCCACUUGUUGAAUGUGGAAAAUUGUCAGAGGGAACAAAAGAGCCUGUUCAAGUAGAAAUGACUGAAACGCUUGAGGUAAUGGAGCUGCAACUGGAGGAAAUGUUCGUCGAAAGGUUUGGGGAAGACUUGGUCAAGAGGAUUUGGGAAGAGGUGUUUGGACAGGACGACACAAAUAUCAGAAAAGAAUUGAGGGGCAAGCCAGAAAACACACCAAAGUGCAACCUUUCUGGGGAAGGUUCAAACGACGAUUUUGACUCAGGGGUGUUUUCCUUAAUAGAACUACCAACACAUCCAGAACCCUUCUCAAAAAGCACCGAUCAGCCACUUGUCAUAGCAGACAACCUUUUACCUUCACAGACAGAUUCAAGUGGUCAUCUAAGUCAAGAUACCAGUCCUGAUGAGAGCUGGCAGUCGUGGACUGAACCAGCCCAAAGCUCUUUAAAAUAUCACGACAACUACUCACAAAUAAAAGAGAGAUCAGCCAUCUGGAGGGACGCCUUUAAACAAACAGAAGACUGGGAAGUCACCCACAAGGAGAGCUUUGGUCAACCAGGCCACUUGUCCUACAGAGUUCAGAGUUCCUCCUCAGAGAAGUUCAGAAGUUCGGACUGUCUGGUGUGGUGGAAUAUUUUGUACAUCCUCUUUCACAUCACCAGACUUGUCGUCUGCGUCGUCUUAGUUGCUGGGUUCUUCUUCGUUGUUUUCCUGUAUGACUUCCCAGCAUUCUUUGCCCUCUACGUAUUUUCAAUGUGCUGUUGGUUCUCUCAAUGGAGGAGGCAUCGAGUGGCGACUAACAAAGGGAUGGUGGGAUAGGGUGAAAGUUAACUGGUGGUUUUCAACUGAGAAGUGUGGCAUUUUCAACCAUGAGUAAAUCCCAGUAUUCUUUGUACUGUAUUUCUAACUGGUUAGAACAUUGUGAAAAAGGGUAGGAGUUAAUGGGUGCAAUGUCAGAAUUCACUUGUAGCAUGUGUGUUUAGUUGUGUGUGUUCAUAUCUGGGUGUUUCUUUUCCAACAAUAAGCAAAUUCUUGUAGUGGUCCCAAUCCUUUUUUAUGGAAGCCCAUCUCUGCCACUUCAGAAAGAAAAAAUGCAAGGAAAAGGUCAAAAUCAUGAGAUAAAGGUCAAAAUCAUGAGAUAAAAUUCAAAUUCUUAGAUUUUAAAGUCAUGAUAAGAUUAAAAACCCACUAUGGGAUGACCGAUAUGGAAAAUGGAUGGAUGGAUGGAUGGAUGAGAUAAAAGUAAAUUUUGAGAUAAAGUCAAAUUCAGAUGUAGAAACUCAUAUAAUAAGAUAAGAUUUAAAAUAACGAGAUUAAUGUCAAAUUAUGAGAAAAAGGCAAAAUUAUGAUAUAUAUACUUCAAAAUUAAGAGACAAAAUUCAAAUCCUUAGAUUAAUAAAAAUCAUUAUGUGAUAUAAAUAAAUUUUGUGAUAAGGUAAAAAUUUUGACAUAGAAAUUCAAAAUAAUGAGAUGAAACUUAAAAAACUGUGAGAAAAAAAAGUCAAAAGUCAGUAUAAGCUAACAGUAAAUUAAGAGGUUAGACAAAAUCGGAUAUAGAUAUUCAAAAUGAGAGGAAAUAGAUAGAGAUAAAAGUCCAAAUUAUGGGAAAACAGUGAGCAUUGUGAUAUAUAAGUCAAAAAAUGAGAAGAAAGUCUGAAUAAUUAUAAAAGUAAAAACAAAGAGAUAAAAGUCAAAAUAAUGAGGAAAAAGUCAAAAUCUUGAGACAAAAUCCAAAUUCUGAGAAAAAAUUUUGGGAUAAAAGUAAAUUUUUAGAUUAAGUCAAAAUGUGCACAUACAAUUCAAAAUAAUACGAAAAUUCAAAACAAUAAAAAAUAUCAAAAUAAUAGGAUAUAAUUCAAAAUUUUCAGAAACCCCCCCCCCCCCAAAAUUAUGGGAUAAAAAUCCAAAUUAUGAGAUAAAAUUCAAAUUCUUGGAUCAAAAAGUCAUUUUGAGAUAAAAGUAAAUUUUGAGAUAAAGUCAAAAUUUGGACAUACAAAUUCAAAAUUUCUGGAUAGAAUCCAGAUAGAAUCAUGAGAUAACAUUCAAAAUAGAUAAAAUUAAAAAUUGCAAGUUAAAAAGUGUUAAAUAAGAGAUACAAUUAAAAAUUAUAAGAUAAAAAGUCAUAUUCAAGAGACAGAAGCCAUGACUGUGAGAUAAAAGUCAACACAUUGAGUUUCAAAAGUCAAAAUAAUGAGAUAAAAAUUUCAUAGUUAUGAGAUAAAAUCAAAAACAUGUUAUAUAAAUUAAAAAUUGUGAGAUAAAAAGCCAAGAUUAUGAGAUCCAAUUUAAAUUCUGGAAAAAAGGCAAUUACACAACAUGGUACAAAGUGAUAAUUAAUAAUACAUUUAUUCAUAAAGUGCUUUUUUUCAAGAAUAAUUAAAAGUUUAAACUUAAUUAAACUUAAUUCUUAAGGAAUAAAAAGUCUAAUAAAUGUGAUUGUAAGUCUUAGUUAUGAGAUAAAAAACAUAUGAGAUAAAAAGUUCAGUUACAUCAAGUUUGGAAAUUGAGCUCCUGAUUCAGAAGAAUUUUGCACUUUUUUUCAACCACAUUUAGCCUUUAAGGCUUUUAGAUGGUUUAAUGCCUCGUGUUGGUCCCUGAUCCCAGAUUGGGAACUGUGGUAAACAAAUAUAUUUCCUUUAACUGGAGCAACUCAUCAGCAAUAUCAUACAUUUUUUAGAUUUACAAAAUCUAGUAAUUGAAAAAAAACAUCUUAAAUUUAUAAGAAAUGCCCUUGUUGAAUUUCUCUGUGUGUCUGAUGUGUGAAUAUUUGCUGUGUUUUAUGGGCCCAACAUCACUUGAAAAUGUACCAAUGGAACAAAGCCGGUUUGUAUAUGAACAGUGGAUGCAAUAGUGAGGCAAGAGAGACAGUAACACCUCUCUUUCUUCUGUUUUCUUCAAUAAAACACAUUUAUAUGAA
Messenger RNA from Cheilinus undulatus (humphead wrasse), 5983 nucleotides. It is a transcript of the gene ppp1r3aa, whose product is annotated as protein phosphatase 1, regulatory subunit 3Aa. Gene Ontology annotation, molecular function: protein phosphatase 1 binding; glycogen binding. The transcript has 4 exons. Gene Ontology annotation, biological process: regulation of glycogen biosynthetic process. The record is from RefSeq and is a predicted model, not a curated record. Gene Ontology annotation, cellular component: protein phosphatase type 1 complex. The coding region runs from base 85 to 3885 and encodes 1266 amino acids. Lineage: Eukaryota; Metazoa; Chordata; Actinopteri; Labriformes; Labridae.